CUCACACCUUCCGGGAACCUUCCCCUCACCUUCCCGCCCGCUCCGGCAUUGCGGCGGGCUAUAUAAGCCGGUCGACCCCUCGUCCUCUCGAGCCAAAACACACCCACACAUCCACCCCCUCUCCCUCUCCAUCUCCUUCUCCUUCCUCCAGCUCGAGGAAAUUGAUACGCCGAGGAGGAGGAGAAAGCGAAAGGAACUCUUGUUUGUUUGCAUUCGGGAAGUGACGCCGGCGAUCGAGAUGGCGGCGCACAAGCGGCUCCACGACGGGUUCGAGCAGGACGCCGACCAGCCCGAGAAGAAGCGGAUGGAGCGCUCGGUCUCCUUCUCCACGGUGAUCAGGGAGGCCAUGGUGAUGAAGCAGGUGCAGAGUGUGUUCCUCGUGCUGGAGCCUCUCCUCCGCAGAGUGGUGCAAGAGGAGAUCCAGGCGGGGCUGGUGCGUAGCCCGCGCUACAUCGAGAGGUCGUCGCCGGAGACGCCGUCGCCGUCAGCACAGCCGCCGGCGUGGAGGCUGGAGUUCCUGCGCCCGCCGAUGCUGCCGAUCUUCACCGGCAGCACGAUCGUGGACGUGAAGGGCGAGCCGCUCCAGGUCAUCCUCGUUGACGCGGACACCGGCUCGCCCUGCGGCGCGCUCCCGCAGUUCAUGCGCGUCGAGCUGGUGCCGCUCUUCGGCGACUUCGCCGCGGACGGCCGCGACGAGUGGACGGCCGGCGAGUUCGCCCGGAACAUCGUCAAGGAGCGUGACGGGAAGCGCCCGCUCCUCACCGGCGACGUCGGCCUCGGCAUGCGCGACGGGCGCGCCGUCGUCAACGACCUCCAGUUCACCGACAACUCCUCCUGGGUCCGCUGCCGCAAGUUCCGCAUCGGCGCGCGCGUGGCGCCGGGCGGCUACGACGGCGGCAGGGUCGCCGAGGCCAUGACCGACGCCUUCAACGUCCGUGACCACCGCGGCGAACUGUACCGGAAGCACUACCCGCCGGCGCUCGGCGACGAGGUGUGGCGGCUGGAGAAGAUCGGCAAGGUGGGGGCCUUCCACCGGAAGCUGCGGGAGCACGGCGUGGAGACGGUACAGGAGUUCCUCCGGAUGCUCACCGUGAAGCCGGACGUGCUCCGCGCCAUAAUGGGCGACGGCAUGACCGACCGCAUGUGGGAGGCCACCACGAACCACGCCAAGACGUGCCACGCCGGCGACAAGGUGUACGCGUACGCCGGGCAGCACGGCGCCGUCGUCUACGUCAACUCCAUCCACCAGCUGGUCAGGCUCGAGUUCGCCGGCGUCGAGUGCGCGGCGCAGCAGCUGAGCAGGGACCAGAAGGCGUACGUGCAGCAGCUGUACGUGGAGGCGUUCGAGCAGCGGGCGAAUCUCCUGGAGGCCGAUCCCCCCACCGCCAUGCCCAUCCACGCCAGCACCAGCACCAGCACCAGCACCAACAGCCUCCCAAUGCUGCAGAACGCAUCGCCGGUCGCGCCUCUUUCGGCCAACCCGAUCUGGUACCAGGGCACCCCGGGGAUGGACUUCCAGAUCGUCGACCAGAAUGACAGCUUCAACUUCCAGAUGGACUUUCAGAACAACUUCGGCUAAGAUGCAAGAGGAGGAGGAGGGCAGAGUUUCAGAUGUGUACAUUAACCAUUACCACUACUAUCUAUCUAUCUAUGCAAGAAUGUGUGUCAGUGUUCAGUUCAGUUCAGUUAGUCCAAGGCUAGGUGGACAUGAGCGGCCCUCGCCGCCCGCCGAGCAUGUGCUCAAGCAUCCGCGGGCGGCGACAAAGAGGCGGUCGAGUGAAAUUCUUUGGUUUAUUCGUAUGCUUUGUUGUAGUUUCAUCAUCUUCUCCUGCAAUGCAAAGUUGUAGGGCGUGUGUUGGUUGGUUGGUUUGGCGUCCAUGGUGACGGUGUCCCUUGUAAUGUAAUGUUGGGGGUGGCAACUUCACCUUUUUCUAGCAUUUCCACAAGUUUUUGGGGUCUUGUAAAUUCCAAGUCUCAAUAAAGGGAGCAAGCAAUUGCCUU
Molecule: messenger RNA, 2001 nt
Organism: Hordeum vulgare subsp. vulgare (domesticated barley)
Lineage: Eukaryota; Viridiplantae; Streptophyta; Magnoliopsida; Poales; Poaceae
Product: calmodulin-binding protein 60 C-like
Exons: 5
Coding region: 239-1579 (446 amino acids)
Biological process (GO): regulation of salicylic acid biosynthetic process
Cellular component (GO): nucleus
Molecular function (GO): DNA-binding transcription factor activity; sequence-specific DNA binding; calmodulin binding
Source: RefSeq, a predicted model, not a curated record